Durio zibethinus is the source of this 2062-nucleotide messenger RNA. RefSeq names its product putative methyltransferase PMT9. Gene Ontology annotation, molecular function: methyltransferase activity. The record is from RefSeq and is a predicted model, not a curated record. Gene Ontology annotation, cellular component: endosome; trans-Golgi network; cytoplasm. Lineage: Eukaryota; Viridiplantae; Streptophyta; Magnoliopsida; Malvales; Malvaceae.
GUUUUUAUUAUCUUUCAAUUCAAUCCCGCGAAAUCCAGCUAAGCUGGUAGCUGUCACUCUCAUUUUAUUACUCAAAAAAUAAAAAUUUUUGGUUUUUUAGGGUUUUAAAUUUGGGAUAUUGGGAUACCAAAAUGAAGCAAAAGAACGAGCAAAUUCACACUAGAAGGCUAUUAACUUAUCUUUUAAUCGGGUUAAUCGGGGUUCUUGGGUUGGUUUGUUUGUACUAUGGAUCUUCGUUUGCUCCCGGGUCGAGGAGAUCCGACGAUACUGGUUCUCGGUUGUAUGGUUCGGAUCGGGUUUUUGGUGGGAUUUCAAGGAACCGGGAUUUGUUUGAUUUGCUUGACGAGCAAGGGCACUACCUGGAAGUUCCUAAAAGCAUCCCUAUAUGUGACAUAAAAUAUUCAGAGUUGAUACCCUGCUUAGAUAGAAACCUUAUAUACCAGUUAAAAUUAAAGCCGAAUUUGGCAGUAAUGGAACACUAUGAGCGGCAUUGUCCGCCACCAGAGCGGCGUUACAAUUGCUUAAUUCCGCCGCCAAAAAGUUACAAGAUCCCUAUAAGAUGGCCUGCAAGUAGAGAUGAAGUGUGGAAAGCAAAUAUACCCCAUACGCAUCUUGCUGAGGAGAAAUCGGACCAGCAUUGGAUGGUUGUUGAUGGAGAAAAAAUAAAGUUUCCUGGCGGUGGAACCCAUUUUCAUUAUGGUGCUGAUAAGUAUAUCGUUGGUCUUGCUCAGAUGCUAAAAUUUCCUGGUGAUAAACUGCACAAUGGUGGAAAUAUUCGAAAUGUUCUUGAUGUGGGAUGUGGAGUUGCAAGUUUUGGAGCCUAUCUCCUACCCCUUGAUAUUAUAGCUAUGUCCCUUGCACCUAACGAUGUACAUGAGAAUCAAAUACAAUUUGCAUUAGAAAGGGGUAUCCCUUCGACACUUGGUGUGUUGGGAACAAAAAGGCUUCCUUAUCCAAGCAGAUCAUUUGAGCUAGCUCAUUGUUCACGAUGCCGAAUUGACUGGCUUCAGAGAGAUGGGAUUCUCCUAUUGGAACUUGAUAGAUUACUGAGACCAGGAGGGUACUUUGCAUAUUCUUCCCCUGAAGCCUAUGAACAAGAUCCAGAAAAUAGAAAGAUCUGGAAUGCUAUGUACAGCCUUUUGAAAAGAAUGUGCUGGAGAGUUGUUGUGAAGAGAGGCCAAACUGUUAUAUGGGCAAAGCCUCUGAGCAAUAGUUGUUACUUGAAGAGAGAUCCUGGUACUCAACCUCCUUUGUGCAGUUCCAGCAAUGACCCAGAUGCAAGUUGGAACGUGUCUCUGAAGGCAUGCAUCACUCCAUACUCUGCAAAGAUGCACAAAGAAAGAUCAAGUGGACUACUUCCUUGGCCACAGAGGCUUACUGCAGCACCACUUCGCCUUGAAGAAAUUGGUGUCAGUGCUGAGGAAUUCAAUGAAGAUACUAACAUAUGGCAUUUUAGAGUGAUUGAGUAUUGGAAGCAGAUGAAAUCUGUUAUACAGAAGAAUUCCAUCAGAAAUGUCAUGGAUAUGAACUCAAACCUUGGGGGCUUUGCUGCUGCCCUUAAAGAUAAAGAUGUCUGGGUGAUGAAUGUUGCUCCCAUCAAAAUGUCUGCAAGAUUGAAGAUUAUUUAUGACCGAGGCUUGAUUGGAACUGUUCAUAACUGGUGUGAAGCAUUUUCAACAUACCCGCGAACAUAUGAUCUUCUUCAUGCCUGGGCAGUUUUUUCAGAGAUUGAGGACCAUGGUUGUAGUGCAGAGGACCUACUGAUCGAAAUGGAUAGGAUACUUCGGCCAGAAGGGCUUGUUAUUAUAAGAGAUAAACACUCGGUAAUAAAUUAUAUCCAGAAAGUUAUCCCUGCCUUACGGUGGGAUGGCUGGUUAUCAGAAUUUGAACCAAGGAUCGAUCCUCUCUCUGCUGGUGAGGAAAGAGUGUUAAUUGCGAGAAAGAAGUUGUGGACUGAUGGGUUUAUAACAAUGUGAAUGUAUUUUCUCAACCUAUAAUCUUGCCUUUGAUUUGUGUUGGUCUACAUAACGGUAUUUGGUAAAAAUGAUAAACUUUCUCUUAA